This is a messenger RNA of Podarcis lilfordi (Lilford's wall lizard), 20735 nucleotides long. The record is from the annotation of a GenBank genome assembly. Lineage: Eukaryota; Metazoa; Chordata; Lepidosauria; Squamata; Lacertidae.
CCGAGUUUCCGCGUCGCCGGUGGGGGAGGGCGGCGAGGGAGGCAGCUCCCGGACGCCUGGGUUCCCCGGACGCCUGGGUCCCUUCUCCGGACGCGGCGUCUCCGGACGCCCCUUCGGGCGCGAUGGUAAGGGGAGGAAGGGCGGCGGAGGGGGGGGGAGAGGCGCCUUCGCCGCCGAGGCUCCUGCGGGCCGGACCGGCGCCUGUCCCGGGCCGGGGGCGCCUCCGCGUCGCCUGGUCCUGCCCGACGGGGCGCCCGCUCCGGGUCUGGGGGCGCAGCAGCAGCAGGAGGCGCCCCCUGAUCUCUCUUUCUCCCCCCCCCCCAGUCCGCUUCCUUGGACCUGAAGUCGAAGGAGGAGAAAGACGCCGAGCUGGACAAGCGGAUCGAGGCCCUGCGGCGCAAGAACCAGGCGCUCAUCAAGCGCUACCAGGUGAGACGCGGCCGCGGGAUCCGGAUUAAGGGGCCGCGCGGGGCGGACGGGGGAGUCCCUCGGGCGGCUAAUCCGGGGGAGGAAGAGGCGUCGUCCGGCUAAGCGGCUUAGCGAGGCCCGGCGCCUUUGCUUCGCGUGACCUUGCCGGGGCAGCCAGGCAAGGCAGAGCUGGAAGGGGCACCCAGGGGUCCUCUAGCCGAACCCCCUGCCAUGGCACAGCUGCUGCUGUUGUUUAGCCGUGUCCGCCUCUUCGUGACCCCUGGACCAGAGCAGGCCAGGCCCUCCCGUCUUCCACUGCCUCCCUCAUGCUGGUCGCUUUGAGAACACUGUCCCACCAUCUCGUCCUCUGUCGUCCCCUUCUCCUUGUGCCCUCCAUCUUUCCCAGCAUCAGGGUCUUUUCAUAGAAUCAUAGAAUCCUAGAAUCCUAGAGUUGGAAGAGACCACAAGGGCCAUCGAGUCCAACCCCCUGCCAAGCAGGAAACACCAUCAGAGCACUCCUGACAUAUGGUUGUCAAGCCUCUGCUUAAAGACCUCCAAAGAAGGAGACUCCACCACACUCCGUGGCAGCAAAUUCCACUGUCGAACAGCUCUUACUGUCAGGAAGUUCUUCCUAAUGUUUAGGUGGAAUCUUCUUUCUUGCAGUUUGGAUCCAUUGCUCCGUGUCCGCUUCUCUGGAGCAGCAGAAAACAACCUUUCUCCCUCCUCUAUGUGACAUCCUUUUAUAUAUUUGAACAUGGCUAUCAUAUCACCCCUUAACCUCCUCUUCUCCAGGCUAAACAUGCCCAGCUCCCUUAGCCGUUCCUCAUAAGGCAUCGUUUCCAGGCCUUUGACCAUUUUGGUUGCCCUCCUCUGGACCCGUUCCAGUUUGUCAGUGUCCUUCUUGAACUGUGGUGCCCAGAACUGGACACAGUACUCCAGGUGAGGUCUGACCAGAGCAGAAUACAGUGGCACUAUUACUUCCCUUGAUCUAGAUGCUAUGCUCCUAUUGAUGCAGCCCAGAAUUGCAUUGGCUCUUUUAGCUGCCGCGUCACACUGUUGGCUCAUGUCAAGUUUGUGGUCAACCAAGACUCCUAGAUCCUUUUCACAUGUACUGCUCUCAAGCCAGGUGUCCCCUAUCUUGUAUUUGUGCCUCUCAUUUUUUUGCCCAAGUGCAAUACUUUACAUUUCUCCCUGUUCAAAUUCAUCUUGUUUGUUUUGGCCCAGUUCUCUAAUCUGUCAAGGUCGUUUUGAAGUGUGAUCCUGUCCUCUGGGGUGUUAGCCACCCCUCCCAAUUUGGUGUCAUCUGCAAAUUUGAUCAGGAUGCCCUUGAGUCCAUCAUCCAAGUCGUUGAUAAAGAUGUUGAAUAAGACCGGGCCCAAGACAGAAGCCUGUGGCACCCCACUAGUCACUCUUCUCCAGGAUGAAGAGGAACCAUUGAUGAGCACCCUUUGGGUUCGGUCAGUCAGCCAGUUACAAAUCCACUGAGUGGUAGCAUAGUCAAGACCGCAUUUUACCAGCUUCUUUACAAGAAUAUCAUGAGGCACCUUGUCAAAUGCCUUGCUGAAAUCAAGGUAGGCUACAUCCACUGCGUUCCCUUCAUCUACCAGGCUUGUAAUUCUGUCAAAAACGAGAUCAGGUUAGUCUGACAUGACUUAUUUUUCAGAAAUCCAUGCUGACUAUUGGUGAUCACAGCAUUCCUUUCUAGGUGCUCACAGACUGUUUGCUUAAUGAUCUGCUCCAGAAUCUUCCCUGGUAUUGAUGUCAGACUGACUGGGCGGUAAUUAUUUGGGUCCUCUCUUUUCCCCUUUUUGAAAAUAGGGACAACAUUUGCUCUCCUCCAGUCUGCUGGGACCUCGCCUGUUCUCCAGGAAUUCUCAAAGAUGACUGCCAGUGGUUCUGAGAUCACAUCUGCCAGUUCUUUUAAUACUCUUGGAUGCAGUUCAUCUGGCCCUGGAGACUUGAAUACAUCUAAACUAGCCAAGUAUUCUUGUACUAUCUCCUUAGUUAUUCUGGGCUGUGUUUCCUUUGCUGAAUCAUUUGCUCCAAAUUCUUCAGGUCGGGCAUUGUUUUCUUUAUCGGAGAAGACUGAGGCAAAGAAGGCAUUGAGGAGUUCAGCUCUUUCUGUGUCCCCUGUUUGCAUUUCACCAUCUUCUCCUCUGAGUGACCCCACUGUUUCUUUGUUCUUCCUUUUGCUACGGACAUACCCAUAAAAGCCUUUUUUGUUGCUUUUAACCUCUCUAGCAAGCCUGAGUUCAUUCUGUGCUUUAGCUUUUCUGACUUUGUGUCUACACGUGCUGGCUAUUUGUUUGAAUUCCUCUUUGGUGGUUUCCCCCCUUUUCCAUUUUUUGUACACAUCCUUUUUAAAUCUUAACUCAGUUAAAAGUUCUUUAGAUAGCCACCCUGGCUUCUUUAGGCACCUUCCAUGUUUCUGUCUCAUUGGUAUUGCCUGACGUUGUGCUUUUAGUAUCUCUCUCUUAACAAACUCCCAGCCAUCAUGAACUCCCUUUCCUUUUAGUAUUACUGUCCAUGGGAUCUCACCCAGCACUUCCUAAGUUUUAUGAAGUCGGCUUUCUUAAAGUCAAGAAAUUGAGUCCUAGUAUGCUUGGCUGCUCCUUUCCGCUGUAUAGUAAACUUCAGAAGAGCAUGAUCACUCGCGCCUAAUGAUCCUUCCACUUCUACCCCACUAACCAGGUCAUCAACAUUGGUUAGGACCAGAUCUAAAAUGGCUGUUCCUCUUGUUGCUUCUCCCACUUUCUGGACAAUGAAGUUGUCUGCAAGGCCAGUGAGGAAUCUGUUUGACCUUAUGCUCUUGGCUGAGUUUGACAUCCAACAAAUAUCCGGGUAAUUGAAGUCCCCCAUUACUACUAUCUCCCUUCCUUUUGCAUGCUUGGCCAUCUGUUCCAGGAAGGCAUCAUCUAUGUCCUCCGUUUGGCUUGGGGAUCUAUAGUAAACUCCCACAAUGAGGUCACUGUUAUUCUUCUCUCCCUUAAUUUUGACCCAAAUGCUCUCACUUUGGCUUUGAGGUUCUAAAUCUUGGAUCUCUUCACAGGUAUACACAUCCCUGACAUAUAACGCCACUCCUCCUCCUUUCUUGUCUGGUCUGUUUCUCUGAAAUAGAUUGUAUCCCCCCCCAUUAUUACAUUCCAAUCGUGGGACUUAUCCCACCAGGUUUCAGUGAUGCCUAUUAUGUCAUAUUUAGUUUGCUGUACCAAGAGCUCAAGCUCAUCUUGUUUAUUUCCCAUGCUUUGCGCAUUAGUGUACAGACAUUGAAGUCCAUUAAUCAUUCCCACGUGUCUCUUAUUUAAGGAUUUUUUCCUCCCACCACUAGGUCUGCGUGCUGUUUACUCCAUUUGGUCUAUGACAUUUGGAUGAUCAUCUUCAUCAAUUGAUAGACUCCUACCUUCAGGAGCACUGUCUCCCUCCCCCACAUUAGUCAGUUUAAAGCCCUCCUGAUGAGGUUUCUGAGAUUUUUGGCAAAAACAUUCCUCCCAACCGUUGUGAGGUGCAGCCCAUCGCUUGCCAGAAGUCCAUCUUCAAGAAACUGCAGUCCGUGAUCUAAGAAUCCAAACCGUUCCUGUUUACACCAUUUGCGAAGCCAGCUGUUCACUUCCACUAUUUUCCCCUCUCUCCCUGGGCCACGUCGUUCAACUGGGAGGACAGAUGAGAUCACAAUUUGUGCAUUUAAUUGCUUCAAUUUCCUGCCCAGAGCCUCGUAGUCUCUUUUGAUCUUCUGGAGGCUAUUGCUUGCAGUGUCAUUGGUUCCCACAUGAACCAAGAGGAAGGGGUAUUUGUCAGUGGGUUUUAUGAUUCCUUGCAGUCGUUCAGUUACAUCUUGGAUCUUAGCCCGGGGAGACAGCACACUUCCCGAGACAUCUUGUCAGGCCCACAGAUCACUGCUUCUGUUCCCCUCACUAGGGAAUCCCCUAUCACCACUACACGCCUCCUCUUAGGUUUGGUCGGGGUUCUUCCGUGAGCUGUCCGCUCCAAGGUCGCCUGCACAUUUCACAUUUUCCAGGGAGUCUUCUCUUCUCCUGAGGUGGCCAAAGUCUUGGAGCCUCAGCUUCAGGAUCUGUCCUUCCAGUGAGCGCUCAGGGCUGAUUUCCUUCAGAAUGGAGAGGUUUGAUCUUCUUGCAGUCCAUGGGACUCUCAAGAGUCUCCUCCAGCACCAGAAUUCAAAAGCAUCCAUUCUUCGGCGAUCAGCCUUCUUGAUGGUCCAGCUCUCACUUCCAUACAUCACUACAGUGGUACCUCGGGUUACAGACGCUUCAGGUUACAGACUCCACUAACCCAGAAAUAUUACCUUGGGUUAAGAACUUUGCUUCAGGAUGAGAACAGAAAACGCGCGGUGGCAGCAGGAGGCCCCAUUAGCUAAAGUGGUGCUUCAGAUUAAGAACAAUUUCGGGUUAAGAAUGGACCUCCGGAACGAAUUAUAACCCGAGGUACCACUGUACUCGGAAAAGCAUAGUUUUAACUAUAUGGGCCUUUGUUGGCAAGGUGAUGUCUCUGUUUUUUAAGAUGCUGUCUAGGUUUGUCAUUGCUUUUCUCCCAAGAAGCAGACGUCUUUUAAUUUUGUGGCUGCUGUCCCCAUCUGCAGUGAUCAUGGAGCCCAAGAAAAUAAUAUCUCUCACAUUGCACAGCAGUCGCGCCUCAAGAAUCCCUGGGGACGGGGGCCAGGGCCCCUCUGCUCCAAGGCUUCCGGAGAAGGGGGUCCACCACCUUCCAAGAUCAUGGAGGGAUCCAGGGGUCAUCUAGCCCAACCCCCAGCAGUGCAGGGAACACAGUUCAAGACCCCCUGGCAGGAAGGAGAGGCGACUGCCUUCCAAGGCAGCCCCUUCCCCAUAGACUCUCCUUCUCUGCCGUUGGAAUUAAUUGCUCCGAAGGUGCAUCUGGGGGGGGGGUCCCUGAGAGGCCUGUGAUUUCUUGGGGGUGGGCUGCCUGCCUCCCCACCUGACGCACUUUUCUCUCCUCCCCCCCCAGGAGAUAGAAGAAGAUCGCAAGAAGGCUGAACAGGAGGGCAUUGCCGUGACGGGGGUCCAUCAUCGCCACCCCCGCUCUGCGGAGGGGGAGGGCCCGGAGCGCCGGCGGGGGGAGCUGGACGCCCCCACCCUGACGGUGCAGGUCUUGCUGUCCCCAGAGGUGGGUGCUGUGCGGGGGAGAGGCAGAAGGGUGGGGGCGUGGCGGGGGAAGGGGGCAACUGGGGCUCCUCCCUCACCCUUUUCCCACUUCCGUCUCCCCGCAGGAGAAGCGCCUGGUCAGCAGCGACAGGAAGCCCUUCCGCCCGGGCCCAGCCGCCCCCCGGGGCUCCGUCCGAGGCGCCCCCUACCCAGGCCCCCGCUCCCCCCGAGCUGAGGGACCCCCGGAGCAGCCUCGAUGGGAAGGGGCCGGCCCGGAGGGCCCAGGGGCCAGCAGGCGGGGAGGCGGGCGAGGGGCCCGCGGACAGAGGGCGAGGGGCCGGGGGGCCCCCGCUGGCGACGCCGGGCCUGACCGGAGGUCCAAGGUGAGGGGUCUCGGGCCUAGGGAGGGGGUGGGAUGUGGGGAGACCGGACCCCCUCUCUGAGCCCCUCUUUCUGGGCAGGAGUGGGAAGAGCGUCGCCGGCAAAACAUUGAGAAGAUGAACGAGGAGAUGGAGAAGAUUGCGGAGUACGAGCGCAGCCAGCGGGUGAGUCGGGGUGGGGUGGGGAGGGGGCUUGUGCUGCCGAGAGGGGGUGUCCGUAUAGGGCAAGAGUCUCUGGCCUGGCCUGGACCGGGGGUCUCCCCCCUCUCUCCUCCCAGCAGGACGGGGCCCAGGAGAAGAAUCCCAUCCGGAACUUCCUGGACGACCCACGGCGUAGCGGCGCCUUUGCUGAGACCGACCGGCGGGAGGGCAGCCGGCGCCACGUCCGCAACUGGGGGGGCGCCGACUUCGAGAAGGUCAAGACGGGCAUGGAGCAGGGCAAGCAGUGGUCGCCUCCGGUACGUGGCCGAAUUCUGCCCUUGAUCCAGGCUAGAUUCCGGUGGAGUUGGCAGAGUAACAACUUAAGCACGUUGCAGGAUUCCCCCAAAAUAUACCAGAGGCCAUUGCGUUUCAUCCAGCAGAGCUUUGCAGAAUGGGCUCAAAUCCUGUACAUUCAGGAUUGGCCCUGUUCAAUUGCAGCAGACUUACCGUAUUUUUUGCUCUAUAACACGUACCUGAGCAUAACACGCACGUAGUUUUUAGAGGAGGAAAAUCCGUAGGCAUGCCACCCGUAGGCAUUCCCUCCAUAACACGCACAGACAUUUCCCCAUACUUUCUAGGAGGAAAAAAAUUAGUGUUAUGGUGCAAAAAAUACGGUAACUUAAACUUACCAUAACUUAUACGUAGUAAGUCUUAACGCUAAGCAUACUAUGUACAGUUGUAACUUGGUUCUCAAAUGCUUUGGUACUUGUAUGCUUUGGCUCCUGAAUGCAGAACACCUGGACGUACCAUACUUUUCUGUGUAUAAGACUUAGGUUAUUUUUAUUGUAAAAAUAAAUUCAAAAUUGUGGGUCAUCUUAUACACAGAUACAAUCUCCCACCAUUUUCUUAAUUUGGAGUCCCCCAAAAUAGGGGGCGUCUUAUACAUGGAGGCGUGUUAUACACGGAAAAAUACGGUAAGUGUUCCGGUUUUUGAACGUUUUUCGGAGGUUGAAUGUCCGGCGCGGCUUCUGCAUGAGUGCAGGAAGCUCCUGCAGCCAAUCAGAAGCUGUGCCUUGGUUUUCAAAUGGUUUUGGGAGUUGAACGGACUCCUGGAACGGAUUAAUUUUGAGAACCAAGGUUCCACUAUACGGAACAUCAUCCCAGAAGGGAAGGAGCUGCCGGCAGGUGGAGAGGAAGUGUUUCAGCCCCAGGGAUGUGGGUGUGUCGUGUGGCCCCCUGGCCCUCUGUGGGGCCCCUCCCUUCAUUGGCCUCGGUACCCCAGACCCCCCCUUUGCAGCUCUCCUGGUUUUGGGGGCUGCAUCCUUGCAGCAAGGGGUUCCCUCCACCUGUCUGCUCCUCUUUGCCCUUGGCACCUGACCUCCCUCCCUCCGUCUAGAAUCAUAGAUCUUUAGAGUGGGGCCCCCAGGGGUCAUCCAGCCCACCCCCGGGCAGCGCAGGGGUCCGACCUCUGCUUGAGAACUGGCUCUCCCUGGCAGGGUCGUGGUGGCGCCCGGCGCCGGGGGGUUCCGGUUGCGUCCCCCUUGGACAUGACGCUCUCCAUGACGGGCCGGGAGCGCGCAGAGUACGUCCGGUGGAAGCAGGAGCGGGAGCAGAUUGACCAGGAGCGCCUAGCCAGGCACCGCCAGCCCACGGGGGAGUGGCGCCGCGAGUGGGACGCGCAGAAGAUGGAGGCCGCGUAAGUCGGGGGCGCGGGAGCCUUGGGGCUUUCCGGGGGGGGGGAAUCCUGGUCUGGCGGGGGGGGCAGAUCGGACUCAUGCUUUCAGUGGGGGGACGGGACUGGGGGACCCUGGGCCCCACUCACUUGCAGAAUAGGGAAUGCAGGGGGAGGGGGGCUUUAUUUACCUGUUUCAUAAAAUUGUAUUUCAGAAACAAAACUUCAAAGCAGUUUACAAAGCAAUAAAAUCAUGAAAUUGCAGAAGGCAAAGGGGAUUCCUGGCCAGCUCCACUUGGAAGUGGGGGGCCGGGCUGGGCAGAAGCCCCUUUUUGGAGGGGUUUUGUUCCUUCCAAGGGCCCUGAGCAGCCUCCUAGAAUCACAAAAUUGUAGAAUUGGGACCCCAAGGGUCAUCCAUUCCAACCCCUGGCUGAUUUUCCUCACUGUCCUCCUUUCCCUUUCCCAGGUUUAAAGAGGGUGCCAAGCCCAGCGGUCCAAGCGGCGGCAGGCAUGGUAAGGAGGAAUUUUGAAGGGGCUUUGGGGAGACCCUCUGCGUAGGCUCCUGGGCGCAGACCCCUGCGACGAGCUCAGGCGCCUCAGUCACCGCUCACGCCGACCUGCCCACGCUCACUUCAAUAUCUAAUAAUACGCUAGUUCACUUCAAGUCGUUUUCAGAGGUUUUGGCUUUCUAGUUCGGUUCCUUUCUCAGGCGGCACGUUCCUUCAGUAUGUUUAGUCGUUUAGUCGUGUCCGCCUCUUCGUGACCCCCUGGACUAGAGCACGCCAGGCACUCCUGUCUUCCACUGCCUCCCGCAGUUUGGUCAAACUCAUGCUGGUAGCUUCGAGAACACUGUCCAACCAUCUCGUCCUCUGUCGUCCCCUUCUCCUUGUGCCCUCCAUCUUUCCCAACAUCAGGGUCUUCUCCAGGGAGUCUUCUCUUCUCAUGACGUGGCCAAAGUCUUGGAGCCUCAGCUUCAGGAUCUGUCCUUCCAGUGAGCACUCAGGGCUGAUUUCCUUCAGAAUGGAGAGGUUUGAUCUUCUUGCAGUCCAUGGGACUCUCCAGAGUCUCCUCCUGCACCAUAAUUCAAAAGCAUCAAUUCUUCGGCGAUCAGCCUUCUUGAUGGUCCAGCUCUCACUUCCAUACAUCACUACGGGGAAAACAUUCCUUUAGUUACCCCCCCACCCCUUUAACAAAUCCCACUCCUGAGGUGCUUUCAGUAAUAGUCUAUGGCAGUGGUGGUGAACCCACGGCACGUUCGCCAGAGUGGGCACCCAGAGCCCUCUCGCUUGGCAUGGUGCUCGCCCUCCCCCCAGCAGUUCCAUUCUUGGGGGUUGCGCUCCGGGGCCACGCGAGGUGAGUGCCUGGGGAGGGGGCUCGAGGGGGCGGGGCGCCUGCUGCUGGGCGAGGGGAGGGCGGUGGGACCCACAAAGCGCCUCUGAGCCAGGGCGGUGGUUGUUCCGCAGGAGCUGUCCCGCAAACAAAGGGCUGGCGCCCCCCCGGGGCGUGGGGCAAGAGGGGCGCGGCUCAGCCCCUGUGUCUCCCAGCCGCAGGUGCCCGCGGAAGAGGGGGCGGACCCUCCGCUCCUCUCCCCACCUGAGCCGCUCCCCCCACGCCACUGCAGGUGGGAGCAUGCGACGGAUGCAACAGUGUUGGGGGAGUUGCGCACCCGCCAAGCAGCUCAUUUCCUGUGGCGCCGCUCCCCCCCCCACGUGAUUAGUUGUGCCUCAAGCAGGAAACACCGUAUGUUUUGCUCCAUAAGACACACUUUUUUCUUCCUAAAAAGUAAGGGGAAAUGUCUGUGUGUCUUAUGGAGCGAAUGUGUGGUCCCUGGAGCCAAAUUGCCCAGGGACGAAAAACAGAUCAUGUUCUUUUUUUUGAAAGAGGGAAGGGGGUGUUGAAAGAAAGCUGCUGUUCGGCAAGUGAUCAGGAGGAGAGGAGGAGAGGAGACAGGAAGACUAAAGCAAUGAGGAGAGAAAUUUGAAGAAAAGGAGGAGCAAAAAGCUGCUCCAACUGAGGAAAAGACUCUAAGGCAAACAAGAGGGAAAGGAAGCAGCUGAUCGGUGGGAUCGGGAGAGAGAUAAGGGACGCUAGCUAGACAGGAGGCUGCCUGGAGGGGGGAGGUAAAAGCCCAUGGAUCCUCAGGAUUUUUGCAUUGGGUCACCCCAAAUUCACCAUCAGAUCACACAGCAUGUCCACAGCUACAGCCUGCACCAAAAACCCCCACGCACUCACUGUUUUGGGGGCUGCAAUGGUGCAAAAAUGUGGUUACAAAGCACAGAUCCAUAGGGAUCCUCAGGAUUUUUGCAUUGGGCUACCCCAAACUCACAUGUCUGUGGCCACAGCAUGAACCACAAAAAUCAUACAUCCACUGUUUCGUUCGGAAUAUUUUUUUUCUUGUUUUCCUCCUCUAAAAACUAGGUGCGUCUUAUGUAGCGAAAAAUACAUUAUACAGUGGCAAUAGGAACCCAGUAGGAAAAAUGUACCUAAAUUAAGCCUGAUUUAUAGUGGCUGGCCCCUUCUCAGAGCUCCUCCCUGGGCCCCCUUUUCCCCUCUGCCUCCUCAAGGACCCGCUGGACAGUCUGCGCUGCUUCAGGACAGGUGUCUCCUUCCCCUUCCUUUUCUUGCCUUCCUUUUAGCUCAUGGGAGGUCUGGCUGGUCUUUCUUCACCCAGUCAUGUCAAGGAGCAGCAUGGGGGCUAAAAGGAGGAAUAAAUGGAGGACAAUAUCCCACUCCCCCCAGAAAAGCUCUUCUUUCUCUUUCUGUGGAGGCUCUAGGCCCCUCUUGAAGGACCUUUACCUUGCUCCAAUCAGGAUAAAUAUUUCCACCCCUUGGGACGGGACCGAAAUAGUUUACUUGCCUCAUAGCAAACUGGCAUUUUGAAGCUUGGACCGUUAGGCUGUCUCUUUUUGUACCACCUUGGAGUGUAUGAGGGAAACUUCCUCUCCCGUGUCCCUUAAUCCUUUUAAGACCUCUUUAUUUGUGGCAGAGGUCAGCAACCUUAGGCCCAUGAGGGUCGCUUAGCUGGCCCAUGAACUGUCCCCAAACCAAGCUGCCUGCUUGGCAAGUCCCUGCGCCCUGCGCUAAACUGGUGCACCACGGCAUGGGGACUCCCUUCCGCGGCUCCGGAAAUCACUUCUGCACAAGCCCAGAUGCCGGAAAUCGCGUCUGCUCAUGUUUGCUGUGCCGGAAACCGCUUCUGUGCGCAAUUUACAGCGUCUGGGCAUGCGCAGAAGUGAUUUCUGGUGCUGCCCUGGUCUGGCCCAUGGAGAAUCUCCGCAGGAGUGAUCCGGCCCGUGCUCAGUAAGCCUUGCCGACCCCUGAUUUAUGGUAAAUCACACUUUAUAUAUAUCCUGCCAACCUAGCAGUUCAAAAGCAUGUCAAAAGUGCAAGUAGAUAAAUAGGUACCGCUCUGGCGGGAAGGUAAACAGUGUUUCCGUGCGCUGCUCUGGUUCGCCAGAAGCGGCUUAGUCCUGCUGGCCACAUGAGCCGGAAGCUGUACGCCGGCUCCCUCGGCCAAUAAAGCGAGAUGAGUGCCGCAACCCCAGAGUCGGCCACGACUGGACCUAGUGGUCAGGGGUCCCUUUACCUUUACACUUUAUAUUUCAGCCUGACUCCUCACCCACCUCCACUCAACUGACUCUCUCCCUCCAAAGCCUCUCCUUUUAAGCCCACCCUCCUGGAACCACGGCCAAUCAGAGGCUGCCGUUCUUUAACCAUUUGCUGGCAGGAGAAAAAAGUAACCAGCUUUUCAGAGGCAGCCCUCCUUGGCUGCUCUCUGCCCUCCUGCCCGCCUGAUUCCUUCCUUCCUUCCUCUUCCCCACAGAUGAGCCCAGGCGGCCCCCCAAGCCCCCCACUUUUGGGCAGUUCCUGGCCGAGCCGCAGCCGGAGCGACGCAGGAAGGGCCGCGGCCGCGGAGGAGGAGGCAGGCGAGGAGGAGGGGGAGCGGGACCCCCCAAGCCCUACAGGUGAGCCUGGCCUCUGUGGAGAUCAGUGGGGCAGACCCCCAACCCCCUGAUUCUCCCCCUGGGGGUGGGGGGUGGCACCUCCCUCCUGGUUCAGCUAUCGGGGUCUUAAUUCCGGGUCUCUCUCCUGCCAGCAUGCAUGAUGAUCGCUGGGAGGAGCAGGAGGAGCAGCCAGCGGCACCGGCGGCGGAUCGAGCCCCAGAGGAGGAGGAGGCAGGCAGGGCUGCCGCCCAGCAGGUCAGACGGGAGGGGAGGGAUUUUUUUGGGGUGGGGUCUUGGUCUUCCGCCGGCUUCCCCUAAAGAGUGGGUCUCAAACUCUUUUCUCUGGGCCCCCCUUUCAGAAUAAGAAUCCGAAGGAAUCUUAAGAGUUUGGAGGGGCACCCAGGGUGUCAUCUAGUCCAGCCCCCACCCCCCCACCAGGCAAGAAUCACAGCUGAAGAACCAUAGAAUUCUAGAUUUGGGGUUCCAAGUGCCAUCUAGUCUGUGUCAGGAGUCAGCCUACACUCGAGUAGGACCCUGGCAGAGACACAUCCCCGACUGGCAUUUUCUCUCCCUCCUGGUUGAUCGUUCAGGAGCUUCACAAGCUUUCUUCAUCACAGCGACCGAUGCCAACCGACACCGGCACACUUAGGGAUCUGCAGAGUUUGCGCAGCAUGCAUGACAGACUCUCAGCAACUCAGCAUUUUGGCUAAUCGACUUAAUUUACAUAUAAACACCCACGGAGCACUGCAACAUGGCUCCCUCUCUCUCUAGCAUCAGACAGCAAAGAGAAAAAGAACAAAGGACAAUAGUCCCACUUCGUGGAACACAGUCACACAAACAUCCUGUCUCCGUCACUUCCUGCUCUGUGGAGUCAAAACAUACACCGUCAUGUGAUAGACAACAAUCCCAUGACUGCAAUCAUGGAGCGGGAAUUCUAACAGUCUGACCCCCCGCAAUACACGUGCAGUGCUCAUAUCCACAAGGUUGGCGCUGAAUGUUCCACGAUUGUGCCACACCAGCCUUUUAAUCAGAAAUACAUCAGGAAAGACAACUAGAAUUGUCCUCAGAUUAAUAAUAAUAAUAAUAAUAAUAAUAAUAAUAAUAAUAUCACAUGAUGCAUUUUGAAAAAAUGGCUAUCCAUGUCUUGCAAAUACAAAAAAUUGUUUUUAUAGUAUAUAGUCAUACCUUGGUUUCCGAACAGCUUAGUUCCCGAACGUUUUGGCUCCUGAGCGCCGCAAAAACCCAGAAGUGACUCUUCCGGUUUGCAAACUCUUUUUGGAAGCCGAACGUGUGACUGGCCUUCUGAUUGGCUGCAGGAGCUUCAUGCAGUCAAUCAGAAGCCGUGCUUUGGUUUUUGAACGUUUUGGAAGUCAAAUGGACUUCCGGAACGGAUUCUGUUUGACUUCCGAGGUAGGUCUGUAGACUACACUGCACUGAAAUGCCUAAAUGUUUCUUUGCUUGCCCUCGACUCUUCCUACUGUUCUAAAGCGAGAACAACAUCUCUCGGUCGUAGUCACAGCCACUAAGCAGCACAGGACCAGGGAAUGACAGGGCUGUAGGGUCUGGGAGGGACCCCAAGGUGCCAUCUAGUCCAUCCCCUGCAAGGCAGGAAUCUCAGCUGAAGCAUCCGUGGCUGAUGGCCAUCCAACCUCCACUUAAAAGCCUCCAAGGAAGGAAAGAGUCUAAUAAUAAUAAUAAUAAUAAUAAUAAUAAUAAUAAUAAUAAUAAACUAUUUGUACCUGCCCAUCUGGCUGGGUUUCCCCUCCACCGCCAUCAGCUGUUAUCCUCAGAAAGUUCUUUCUAACGUUGAGUCAGAAUCUGCCAUGAAUGCUUUAGUGAAGCUUCCUGCAUUGUAGGGGGUUGGAAUAGAUGACCUCUGGGGGUCCCGUUCCAGCUCUACAAAUCCGUGCUUUACAAAUUUGAAGCCAUGGGUUUGGGUCCUGCCUUCUGUGCCCUUUUUCACCUCUCGUGUGGUUCUUUGAAGCGUCCGGCCUUCACCCGCUGACCCCCGGCUUUGUCCUUCUUCUUCCGCAGGCGGGGGCCCCUUCCUCCCCCAGCCCCGGGGAGAAGGAGGAAGAGGAGGAGGAGGAAGACCAGUGGGAGGACGUCAGCGAGGGAGAGGAGGAGGAGGCCGAAGGCAGCGGCAGCCAGCCGGAGGAGGAGGAAGGGCCUGGCUUGGCCCCCCGGCCCCCGGGGCGAAACGGGCAGCUCUCUCUGACCAUGCCUGCCCCCCAGGCAGAGACCCCCAGCGCAGAGGGGAAGCCGCUCACCCCCUUCUCGCCGGCCGAGGGCUACUGCCCCGUCUCCGACUGGGGAGAGGAGAUGGAGCUCAGCUCGCCCCGGGCAAACCCCCCCCAGAACCCCCUGGCCGCCCCUGGGGAGGGGCCGCCCCCCACGGCAGGUGAGGAGCCAAGCGGGGUGGCGUGGGGGUCCGGCUCAGGGGUCCUGGGUCCCGCGGGUUGCUGUUACCGUGGGUCAGAACCAGGGUGGAUUUGAUUUCAACCAUUUAAAUCACAAUUUGAAUCACUAGUCAGUAAGACUCAAUUGAAAUCAUUUUUUUUAUAGAAAGACUCAUUCUUGCUGGUAUAAUUUUAACAUUUACAACCAGAGGAAGGUUUCAUUUUUGGAAUAAUAAAUUCUCAGAGUCGUUUUUACAGUUAUAUCAAAAAUGACUGAUUUGGUUCUACUAUUAGAAAUACCUUGAUAGAUAAUUAUGAAAUUGUUGUGAGGUUUCAUAAGUUAACUGUUUAUAUCUGGACAACUUUUCUGCUGUACUUGAUUGGAAGGAGAAAGAUAAUCAUUUCCUUAAUGACAAUUUAAACAAUUUAUUUAACUAAAGUAAGACCAUUAUAGCAUAUGUAUCCAUGUUUGUUAACUGAUGUGGUUUAACAAAACAAACAAAAAACCUUUGGCCGAGUUUUAGCACACAUGAAAAACUUAAAACAAAUCCUUAUAUCCUAUUGAAUAGCCUUUGGACUUAAAUGGAACUUAAAUAGAAAACUAUCUUUAGAAAGAUUUUUUUCCUCCAGAAGCAUUUUAUUUUAAAAAUCCAAUUUAAAUUUUAAAAAAUUUAAAAAUUAAAUUUAAAAAAUCAGAUUUUUUUGUUUUUGUUUUUAAAUCAUUGAUUUUUAUCCACCCUGGUCAGAACUCAGUUUGGGUCCUCCCAGCGCAUAAAGUAACUGAGGGGGGUGGGAAAUCCACUCUCCCCCCCCUCCACCUUGUGCAGCUAUAUCAUCUUCCUUCUCUUUCUGCAGGGACGAAGCCCCCAGACCCUCCAGCUGAGCAGGGCUCCCCUCAAGCGGAAGGGGCGGCCCCUCCUGGCCCCAUAGUGGCCCCCCCAGCUGUGGCAAAAGAGGAAAAAGAAGAGGAGGACCCGGAAGUUGUGGCCCCCGGAGGAGGGGAGGCUGCCCAGGAGCCUGGAGAGCCAGGUGCUGCGAGGGGCAAGGGAGGACCCCCCCAGGCCCCCCCUCUGCCAGACCCGGCUCUCCCUCGGGGACUGAAGCCCUCUUUCUUCUCCCCCCCAGGCGCUGCCACGGAGCAGGACCCGGCGGCUGCGUCCGGCGCGGUGGAGAUCACCGGUUUCCAGCGGGUGCGUUUCUGUAAGCUGCCCCCCAGCGGGCUCUAGCGGGCGCCCUCCCUGUGGGGCGGCCCUGGCAUGGGGUGCAAGGACCUCUCUGUCUCCCUGCACUGGCUCUGCGGCGCCACCUCCUGGCUGCUCCUUCUUCUCGCCCCUUGCAUGCGCCUGUCCUCCUCUCUGCAUGGCCGGCCUGACCCCUCUGCCCCACUUCCUGGCAGCAGUGGCUCUCUGGGGUUUCAGGGUCUUGCAGCCCCCCCACCCAGAGGGGUCAAACUAUAGACUAUCUGCCUGCGGGGAAGCAGCUCUGCCCUGAAUGGUGGGGUAAUAAUAAUUUAUACCCUGCACUUCCCGGUUCAGGAAACCGGGCUCAGGGCAGCUAACAACAAAUUUAAAACACUUAAUUUAUGCUACAAAAAACCCAGCAUAAAAUAUGGUAAAGGUAAAGGGACCCCUGACCAUUAGGUUCAGUUGCGGCCGACUCUGGGGUUGCGGCGCUCAUCUCGCUUUACUGGCCGAGGGAGCCGGCGUACAGCUUCCGGGUCAUGUGGCCAGCAGGACUAUGCCGCUUCUGAUGAACCAGAGCAGCGCAUGGAAAAGCCGUUUACCUUCCCGCCAGAGCGGUACCUAUUCAUCUACUUGCACUUUGACGUGCUUUCGAACUGCUAGGUGGGCAGGAGCAGGGACAGAGCUAUGACAGCUCACCCCGUCGCGGGGAUUCGAACCGCCGACCUUCUGAUCGGCAAGUCCUAGGCUCUGUGGUUUAGAUGACAGCGCCACCCACGUCCCCAUAAAAUAUGGAUAAAGCGUAAAUAACAAUAAAAUCAAAAAUCAGUUUCGGGGGGAAAUCCAUCCAAUGAACACUAGAUGAUCCCCAGGGCUGGCUGGCUAAAUUAGUCCCACUUGGGCCAGCGAGGAGACCAGGGGAGAACCAGCUGUGGGACCCCAGAGCGGGGGAUCUUCACCAAAAGGGGAGGGGGAGGGAAAGAAGGGGCAGCCCCAGGGGGGGUUGUUUCAGUGGUCUGCAUCACCCUCCUCUUUGGGCCACCCUGGGCCAUACCCCCCAUGGGCAAAAUUGAGCAGCUCGGGGAGGGGGGGCAUUCCUGAAUGGGCUUUUGUUGUGCAUUAUUUAUUUUUUUCAUUUCUAUACUGCUUCAUGUUUUUAAGAAAAAUCUCAAAGCGGUUUGCAGCAUAUUGAAACGUCAAUAAGAACAAUCCAGAAUCAAACAUUUCCAAAGAAAGUCAAAUAUAGGGUAUACAGUCAAAGCAACGUAACUAACAGAAAACUAAAAUAUUAUCUUUAAAGAUUUCAAAAUAAAACAUUGCAAAGGAGGUCAGUGACAGAAUACAUAUUUGACGCAAACAAAGUUAACAAAAAAACCCCUUAAACUUUUUUUUUUAAAAAAAAACAUUGCUAAGUGAAGUCAAAUAUAAAAUGCACAUUUGAAACGGCAUAAUAAACAAGAGAAUAAAAUAUUAUAAGCAUUUCCCCUUCAAACGAGGAGGAUUUUUCUCCUGCUCCUUCCCCUCUGUGGCAACAUUCAGCUGGCCUGGGAAAUGGGCGCAGCUGCCUUUCUGCUGGGCCAGGAAUACAGGGAUUGGGGCAAGACCCCCCCCCCCCAAUGUCCCAAGAGGAGAAUUUUCCCCUUCCCUCUAGAAGGCAGCCCUAUUUAGGGAAGUUUUUAAUGUUUGAUGAAUUCUUGUAUUUUAAUAUUUUGUUGGAAGCAGCCCAGAGUGGCUGGGGAAACCAGAUGGGCAGGGUAUAAAUAUUAUUAUAUUUAUUAUUCUCCCCCCCCCCCAGCCCACAGGUGCAAAGAGGGUGGCCAGAGCUGGUGGGAGUGAGUUGGGGUCCAAAGCGAGGGGGGGCUGGAGUUCUGGGAAAGAAGGGCGGAACGGAACGGAAGGAGGCUGGAGAGUCUCUGUAGGAAUUCCCCCAGCCCUUCCCUGGUGGAAUCCUGGCCACUUCCCUCCAUGGAAAUAUUGUGCAAUUAUUCAAAGCAGGGGGGGGGGCGGAGAGUAGAUUCUUCAGACACACAAAUAGGGAACCACAUUCAGGAAUCACAUUUAUUUCUAUUAACUUAUUCCUUGCCUUUUUCUCUAAGGAGCUGGAGGUGGGUUCUCCCCCCCAUUUAAUCCCCCCCCCCCGACGACCCUGCGAAGUGGGUUGGGCCAGAGGCAGCGACUGGCCCAAAGUCACACCCCAUGAGCUUCCUGGCUGGGGGGGGGCACGGAAUUUGAAUUUUGGUUUUCCAGAUCCUACCCUGACACUUGGAAAAGGGGGGGGGCUGGCCAGAAGCCUGUUUUUUUGGGGGGGGGCUUGGUGUGUCCCAAGGGCUCUGAGCAGCUUCAUAGAAUCAGAGAAUUGUAGAGUUGGCAGGGAUACCCAGGGGUCAUCUAGCCCAACCCGCUGCCAAAUCCAGGUCUCCGCCAACCUUUUAGUGUUGGCAUGGAAGCAUGGCGGCCUUGGCAUCGUGGGAAGUGGGGGGAGGCGGCUACUGCGGCCCCCGUGGCUCUUACGCUCUGCUCCCCACAGUCAGAAGGAGCAAUGCCAGGGUGGAUAAAAAUCAAUGAUUUCUUUUAAAAAUAAAUAAAUAAAUAAAUAGGAUUUUUAAAAAUUUAAAUCGGAUUUUUAAAAUAAAAUGCUUUGGGAGGGAGAAUCUUUCUAAAGGUAGUUUUCUAUUUAAGUUACAUUAUAGUCUAAAGAUUCAUCAGGAAAUAAGGAUUUGUUUUAAGUUUUUCAUGGGUGCUAAAACUCAGUCUAAGUUGGUUGUUGUUUUUUUAAAAAAAAAAGUUUAACCACAUCAGUUAACAAACAUGGAUACACAUGCUAUAAUGUUAUUGUUUCAGUUAAAUAAAUUGUUUAAAUUUAAAUUGUUAUUAAGGCAAUGAUUAUUUUUUCUCCUUCCAAUCAAGUACAGCAGAAAAGUUGUCCAAAUAUCAACCGUUAACUUAUGAAACCUCACCAGAAUUUCAUAAUUAUCUGUCAAGGUAUUUCUAAUAGUAGAACCAAAUCAGUCAUUUUUGAUAUAACUGUUAAAACCACUCUGAAAAUUUAUUAUUCCAAAAGUGAAACCUGGUUGUAAAUAUUAAGAUUAUACCAGCAAGAAUGAGUCUUUCUGUAGAAAAAAUGAUUUAAAUUGGGUCUUACUGACUAGAGAUUUAAAUCAAUUUGAUUUAAAUCAAAUCCACCCUGAGCACUGCUUCCGAAGACCCGUUGCUGGAAGCGGACGGAAGGGCGAGUGUUGCUCUCGUGGUCGGAUCCUGGCUGCAAGUUUCCCAUUGGGGCAUCUGAUUGGCCACUAGGAGAACAGGAGGCUGGCCCAGAUCCGGCAGCCGGGCUCUUCUGAUGUGCUAAUGGAGCCUCCAGCUCCAGAGGCAGUCUCUCUCGAUUUCUGGCUCUAUGGGGAAUUAGGCACUGCGAGGGCUGCCUGCUGGGCCAAGAGCCUGAUCCUGCAGGCUGUUCUUCGGGGGGCAGGGGCAGGGGCUACGUACAGCUGCCGGUUGGGGAAAGUCCUUGUCUGUUUCUGUGCUUCCGUUUGCCGCAUUAAACCUUUUCUCUUUCUCUCUGACGCUUCUCUUUGGGCUUCUCUUCUGUGCAUGCAGCCCCCACUGCCUUGGGGUGCCCCCCCUGCCCAGGUUCUCUGUCUCAGGAAUUGCCAGCUGGCUUGAUUCAUGGGCUGUGGCAGAGGGGAGACCCCCUCCAGUAGGAGUUUCUUUUGGGGGGGGGGAAGAGAGCAAAGGGAUGCUGCUGCAUGUUUGGGAAGGGGCAGGCAGUUGCCUUGGGCCUGACGGGACGUCCCUCUCCUCGGUUGCAGUUCCUGCAUUGGGGGGGUUGGGCUGGAUGACCCCCCGGUGUCCCACCCAGCCCUGCAAUUCCGUGUUUCUUCAGCUGUGCCGUUGAAAGGGGGAUGCUGCCCUCUGCUGGGAAAGCAGGGCACUGCAAGACAAGCCCGUUCAUAUCAUCUUUAUUAGCCUGCAGGAGGAUAGUGCUAAUGAUAAUUUAUUAUAUAUUAUUUAUACCCCACCCACCUGACUGGGUUUCCCCAGCCGCUCUGGGUGGCUCCCAACAGAAUUAAUGAUAGUACUUUUUUACCUGGGAAGAGGAAGUGGCCAUUGUCUCUCCCUCCCACACCUUCCUUGUGCCUGAUUUUCAAGAGUAUUUGGCCGUGGCAAGAGCAGAGGGCAGGGCUUGCUCUUCAGAAAAUUCCCCGCAAAGACCUUCCCCUCCCACAGGGGAUGGAGAGCCUUCAAUGGCUCUGGAUCAUUCUUCUGGAGUUUUUGCCCCCGGUUCGUAGAAUUGCGGCCUUGGCAGGCACCCAAAGUCCAUCUUGCCCAACCCCAGUCGCAGGGAAAUAAUCCCUGGCAGGUGGUUGUCCGAGCCCUGCUUAAAAACCUCCAAGGAAGGAGGGCCCACCACCUUCCCAGGGAGCCCCUUCUCCUCUCGGAUGCCCCUGACUUUCGGAAUUUUCCCUUCCUGAUAUUUAGUCGGAAUCUCCCUCCUUGCCCUUGGAAGCCACGGGUUCGAGUUCUCCCUUCUGGAGCAGCUCGCUCCAUUUUCAAUCUUUCAGAUAUUUGAAGAAGAGUCUUGUACCACGAUUAUUUCAUUAUUCACUUUUGGCGGGGGCUUGCUUGUUUUGGGCCCGCCCCAGAUCAAAACAAAGCCCAAACUCCCAGUGAGACUGAAAUGCGUGUUGAAUUUCAAGGCAAGAGUUAAGAAACACCAAAUGGGGGGCUGGUUUCUUUUUUUGAAAAUGGGUCACUUCCUCUCCACUGGCUCGUCCCUUCGCUGCCUGGCUCACCUGCGCCCAGGUGUGUGUGUCUGCAUGUUGGGGAGUGUCUUGGGUGGGACCUGUCCUCCCCCCCACACUUGUGACUGACUCUCUUUCCCUCCCGCCCCCCCAGGAGCAGACGGAGGAGGCCUGAGGUCCAGGAGGACAUUCCCUGUCGCUCUGUUCACCCCGGGUUGUGGGGCAAGUCCUGAGAGUUCGGAGCCAGAGCAGCUUCCUCCAUGGAGGGGGUGGGAUCUGCAGCCCCCCCCCCCCGUAAUCUGCCUGCUUGGACCACUCCUUUGCACAGCCUCCAAUACGAGUGGGGGGACGCCAGCCCCCGCCCCGUCCUGCCCCAAUGCCUUUUGCUGCUGUUCACGCAAGUCACCUGGCAGGUGGGGAAAGUGCCCCCCCAGCUGCAUGUGAGGCUGUUGCUGACCCCUGCCAGAUGAGGCACAUUUUUCAAGGGGGGGGACUUUGCUUUGCGCCCCUUGCAGUCCCUGUCGUCAUCGUCCCCCUUCUGUGCAUCGCUCUUUUAUGCCGUUUCCAGGAUUGGGGGGCUCUGAGGGUGGGGAGAGUAAGGCCCCCAGUCUGGUAGGGGGGAGCGGCAGCAGCAGCAGCAGUUCCUUUAGUUGGGAGGGGCUGCCCCCUCUGCUAGGAUGAGGGCUGUCUGUGGGGCUGCCCCAUACCAUGUGCAAAUGAAAGGGUUUCCUGUCAAUAAAGCCUUUCCCGUGAC